ACUCCUCUAUAAUAUAGAGGUCCGAUCACUAGAAGCACCAUAGCUAUCUUCAAAAACCCACCUUAAAAAAACACACCAAUAAGCAACAUCAACAACAUCUACCGAUACGUAAAUUAGUAUUGUAUCACAAUCCUAUACUUGUCAGAUCAGUAAGUGCUAGAUAGCCAUGAACAUCAACACUAGCAACAACCACGACAAUGGUGAACAAGACCAAAAGGGUGUCUCAAAGAAGCGUUAUAUGCCUCUUUUGUUGAUCAACUAUACGUGCCUGUUUUUGGGUUCUGUAUCCUCAAGCUUGCUCUCCAAGUACUAUUUCAACCACAAAGGCUCCAACAAAUGGGUUUCCACAUGGGUUCAGUCAGCUGGAUUCCCUUUCCUUCUCUUGCCGGUUUUCCUCCCUUACUAUCUCUUCCAAUGCACUCAGAGAAAGCCUUUCACUCGUUUCACUCCUAGAAUCUUAAGUUUGUCCAUAUUCAUAGGCCUUAUGCUAGGCUUAAACAACCUUCUUUUCUCUUGGGGCAACUCUUAUCUUCCAGUAUCAACCUCCGCUCUCCUUCUAUCCUCUCAACUAGUAUUCAAUCUCAUCCUAUCUGCAAUUAUGGUUAAGCAAAAGAUCACUUUCACAAACCUCAACUGCGUCAUCCUAUUGACGUUAAGCUCAAUCCUCCUAGCCUUAGGAUCCAACCACGACAAACCGCAGGACCUGACCCCAACCAAAUACAUGAUAGGGUUUGUGGCAACCAUAGGGGCGGGGUUGUUAUUUGCCUUGUAUCUGCCGAUUAUGGAGAUGAUAUACAAGAAGGUGUACUGUUAUGCGAUGAUGAUAGAAAUGCAGUUAGUGAUGGAGCUAUCGGCGACGAUAUUAGCGAGUGUGGGGAUGGUGUGGGAUGGGGGAUUUACGGAGAUGAGAAAGGAGAGUAAGGAGGUGUUCGACAAGGGGGAGGGAGUUUAUUGGGUGACGAUGAUCACCAAUGUGGUGACUUGGCAACUGUGCUUUAUGGGAACGGCAGGAACGGUGUUUUUAACGUGCUCGCUAACGGGAGGGAUAUGCAUGACGGCGUUGCUGGGAUUGAAUGUAUUGGGAGGGGUAUUGGUGUACAGAGAGGAUUUUGGGGGGGUGAAGAUUGUUUCUACAGUGAUGUGUGGGUGGGGGUUUUGUUCAUACGUUUAUGGGAUGUAUGUUAACAAUCACAUGAUGAAGCUCUUGGACGAUCAUAAGCAAAAUAUGAAUCCAUCUAUUGAAAUGGCUCAGCCUCAGCCUCAGCCUCAUUCGGAUCUUCAUCUUGGACUUGGGGUUUGAACAAAUUAAUUAAUCUUCACUAUUUUAAUUAACUAAUAAUUAGCUCAUAUUAGAUAAUUAUCUUCUGUCCAUCGUAGAAAUUUAUCCUGCAGCAAGUAGUAGUAGCAAAAAGAAUAUAUUAAUAACUAUAGUCUAUGUAUCAUCUAUCAAGGAGUACAUGAUAAUAUUGAUCCUUGUUGAAGGAAAAUUAUAUAUUUUACUA
Molecule: messenger RNA, 1502 nt
Organism: Gossypium raimondii (Peruvian cotton)
Lineage: Eukaryota; Viridiplantae; Streptophyta; Magnoliopsida; Malvales; Malvaceae
Product: probable purine permease 4
Exons: 1
Coding region: 167-1300 (377 amino acids)
Cellular component (GO): membrane
Molecular function (GO): purine nucleoside transmembrane transporter activity
Source: RefSeq, a predicted model, not a curated record